Electrophorus electricus (electric eel) is the source of this 2288-nucleotide messenger RNA. RefSeq names its product chromatin assembly factor 1, subunit B (gene chaf1b). Gene Ontology annotation, cellular component: CAF-1 complex; nucleus. Lineage: Eukaryota; Metazoa; Chordata; Actinopteri; Gymnotiformes; Gymnotidae. The record is from RefSeq and is a predicted model, not a curated record. Gene Ontology annotation, molecular function: protein binding. Gene Ontology annotation, biological process: nucleosome assembly; DNA replication-dependent chromatin assembly.
GGAAAAGGUGUUUUGGUGGAAGUGAGCGAAGAGAAAGCGGGAUAGCUACUCUGUUCACGUACAGGAGCUUUUUUAACUGUUGUUGCCUUGACUGGUUUCACUGUCCGUCCAGUGCUGGUCCCGUUGCACUUCUCCCUCAGGGGGAUCGCCUUGGAGACUAGCCGCUCCCCGUUCUCUUCAUAUCAGCCCCUCUUUGGCAUAUUUUGCCGUCUGUUAGUAUCAGGAUGAAGGUGGUAACGUGUGAGAUCGCCUGGCACAACAAGGAGCCAGUGUACAGUCUGGAUUUCCAACAAAAUGCAGAGGGCCGGAUUGACCGCUUGGCCACCGCUGGAGUGGACACAACUGUGCGGAUGUGGCGUGUCGACCGUGGCCCUGAUGGAAAGGCUGUAGUGGAGUUCCUGUCAAACUUAGCAAGACACACAAAAGCAGUAAACGUUGUGCGAUUCUCCCCAACCUCAGAGCUCCUUGCCUCAGGGGGAGAUGAUGCAUCUAUUUUACUAUGGAAGCUGAAUGACAGCAAAGAGCCUGAACAGAUCCCAGUUUUCCAGGACGAUGAGGAUGCUCAUCUUAACAAGGAAAGCUGGAAUGUAGUGAAGACUCUGAGGGGGCAUAUUGAGGAUGUAUAUGACAUAUCUUGGACCAUUGAUGGGAAUUUCCUGGUUUCAGGUUCUGUGGACAAUACUGCCAUCAUGUGGGACAUCCAAAAGAGUCAGAAAAUGUGCAUCUUCAAUGACCAUAAGAGCUAUGUGCAGGGUGUGACCUGGGACCCUCUAGGGCAGUACAUUUGCACACUUAGCUGUGAUAGAGUUAUGCGUGUAUACAGCUCACAGAGCAGGAAAAAGUCCUGCAGUGUGAGUAAGAUGACAUCAGGCUCCACUGUGGAGGGAGAGGUAAAGAACUACAGGAUGUUCCAUGAUGACAGUAUGCGGUCUUUCUUCAGACGUCUCACCUUCACACCUGACGGAUCUUUCCUUCUUGCUCCUGCUGGUUGUGUGGAGACAGGAGAAAACGUCACAAACACCACCUAUGUCUUCUCUAGGAAGAGCUUAAAGAGACCCACAGCCCAUCUGCCCUGUCCCAGCAAAGCAACUCUGGCUGUGCGUUGCUGCCCUGUCUACUUUGAUCUCAGAACCAAGAAGGAAGAAGAUGGAUCUUUGCAGCCACUGCCCAAUAUGUUCCAGUUGCCCUAUCGACUGGUGUUUGCUGUUGCAUCUGAAGACUCAGUCUAUCUCUAUGACACCCAACAGACACUGCCAUUUGGUUAUGUGUCCAACAUCCACUACCACACCCUCAGUGACCUCAGCUGGUCUCGUGAUGGCUCUUUCUUGGCCGUGUCCUCAACGGAUGGCUACUGCUCUUUUGUGUCGUUCGAGGAGCUGGAGCUCGGUACCCCUUUGAAGGAGCGCCCCCCACUGGACUUCAUCACCCCAGUCAGUGGCACUGAGAAGAAGGGAAAGAGAACUCUAGCCAGCGGUCGAACAGCGUCACCUGUGCCCCGUGCCAACACACCCAUCACCCAGGAGAAGGAGAAAGAGGUUUCUCCUGCUACUGUCCCCAUCAAGACUCUUAGUGUUCCUGCUCCUGAAGACAAGCGUACCCCACAAGCCUUAAAGGCCAAGCCCCAGCCCAGACGUAUCCCACUUAAUACCCUGGAGGGCUGGAGCAAAUCCAGCACCCUGAAGUCCCCUGUGACCCCAGCUGCUCCUGCCAGUAGUGUAAAUAAGUCUGCCCCCUCCACUCCACUGUCUGUUCAGGGACCCCUCUCACCUAAAAUUGACCCAAAUACCCCCCUCGGACCCAUCGGUGUAAAAAAUGCCACUGUACGUAAAGGACCCACUCCAAGGCGAAUUUCGCUAACACCAGUUAUUCCCAGAUCUCCACCUUCCUCACAAAACGCCAUCCCUCCAUCCUCCACUGAGAAAGCCAAACACGAGAGACCAUCUCCUCCUAGUGACCCAAUGUGCAAGCCGCCGGAAUUCAAGCGGCCGAAGACUGAUGGAGCUCUAGACCAGAGUGCUGACAUGUUGGCCCAAAGCAGUGAGCACUCACAAACCGUAGAAUCCAGCAGCAAGUGCAUCGAUCCUUAACUCGCCUGGAGCAGCAACGAGUUUGCCCCAUGUUUAUAAUUGACGUUCGUUUAUGUGCUUAUGAACACAAGACCUUCUUUAAAAUGCAUGGAGCCAAUGUGCACAUGGACUCGCACAGAUUAAUGGACUUGUACAUGAGUUGUGACUCGCCAACAGACUUUUGGAGUGAGCCAAGGUUUUCAUGACCAUAAGAGUAAAACA